Penicillium brasilianum is the source of this 2291-nucleotide messenger RNA. Lineage: Eukaryota; Fungi; Ascomycota; Eurotiomycetes; Eurotiales; Aspergillaceae. The record is from the annotation of a GenBank genome assembly.
GUCAAUGCACCUGCAUCUUGAUCACUGUACAUUUACAUGAAAUUUGACGGUCGAUCGAUUCUUACUUGAAGGGUCCGAUCUCGCGACUCUGCAUGAAAGGGUGGAGUCGCUUCGGUACUUUAAGUGUUGCGUCAGCGAAUCACUUCCUCGUUGCAAUCUCUGACUCGCUAUUGCUAUCUUUGCGUGGCGGACUUAUACAGCCGCCAGCCAAUCUACCCCGACUAUCGGAGUUGAGCAGAGGCCGUAGACAUGUCGAGAUCGAAUGCCUCGGAGGGAACUCCGCUUCUACGAGAAUCCUCUACCUCCCAAAGCACAUCCUAUCGCAGCGUGAUCAACCACUCGAAUGAUGUGGAAACGGGUUUACCAAGCAUCGAAGCCGAGAAUGAACUGACUUUUCCGGUCUUGACCCAAGUCAGUUCGGCACAGCCGAGUCUGGACAUCGAGCCGAGCUUGGAGCGAUAUUCCUCGAUAGCUUCGAGGAGAAAAAGCAGUGUUUCUGCUCGAGAUACGGACUCUACUUCUAAAAAAGAAUCAAAGUAUGCCUCCCAAUUCAUCGGAGUGUCACCCUCCCAAUUCUGGGUUAUUUUCUCCGGCAUCCUGCUGGGCUACGUGAUCGGGUUCUUCGACUCCACCCUUAUGGCGUCAAGUUAUCCAGUGAUCACGUCGUAUUUCCAUGCGUCAAAUUCAGCGUCUUGGCUGUCAACCGCGUUUCUUCUCACGUCCACGGCGUUUAUGCCCCUUUUUGGGCGCAUCUCGGAUGCUUUGGGCCGGAAACCAGUCUACCUAUUUUCCAUUUUCAUGUUCUUCGUGACUACAGCAUGGUGCGGUUUGGCUCAAAGUAUCGGUGGUUUCAUCGCCGCCCGGGCCUUCUGUGGCCUGGGUGCUGGUGGUGUUUUCUCGAUGGGCCAGGUCAUUUCAAGUGAUCUCGUGCGCCUCGAAUAUCGUGGGGUCUACCAAUCAUACAUCAACUUGAGUCUCGGCAUCGGAAGCUGUACUGGUCUCGCCUUCGGUGGCCUUCUCUGUGACCGGGUUGGCUGGCGGGGUGCAUUUCUCAUCCAAUUACCUUUCAUCUUUGUCUACUUCAUCAUGGCUGCCAUGACCGUUCCAGCAGAGCUUGGGAUCAAAUUGGUCGGGUCGGAGCGCAUGACGGUCCGGCAAGUGAUCCGCAACGUUGACUUAACUGGAUCGUUCUUCUUGGUCUCGGCAGUCACCGCAUUGAUCAUGGGUUUAAACUUAGGUGGGAACAUCUUCCCCUGGACUCAUCCACUGGUGAUAAGCUCUUUGGUCGCGGCUGUUGUCCUAGCCAUCAUUCUCGUGCGAUAUGAGCGCCAUGUGUCUCUCGCAGUGCUUCCCGUGGAGCUCCUUACCCAAGAACCUCGCGCCAGUAUUAUCUUCGGCAACUUCUUUGGCUCGGUCUCGGUCAACACGGUGAUGUUCAAUGCCCCGUUGUAUUUCCAGGCCGUCAAGCUUGCUACUCCCACCGACUCGGGCCUACGUCUUUUAGCUGCCUCAAUUGCCGUGACUGCUUCUAGCGUUGGUACUGGAUUCUUGAUUACCUGGUCGAAACGUCUGAAACCGCCCAUCAUUAUCGGUGGUAUCAGCAUGGUUGUAGGAGGCCUUUUAGCUGCAUCUAUGGGUAUCACCACCCCCGAUUCCCUCGCCAUGAUCUGUGUCUCAUUCUCCAGUCUCGGUCAAGGGUUCGCCUUUCCGAGCUUGAUGGUCUCGAUUUUGGCCACUAGCGAGCAAAACGACCAGGCUAUCACUACCACUACCCUGGGUUUGGCGCGUAACCUGGGCUCCGUGAUGGGUGUGUCGAUCAGCAGCUGGAUCUUGCAAAAUACGCUGCUGUACGAGCUUGAAAAUAAGGUGACAGGCUCGGACAAGGCGCAAAUCAUCGGCCUUGUACGCAAGUCCAUUCGUGCUAUCGCUGAUCUGGAUCCAUUCCAUCAACAACAAGUCGUCGGAGCAUAUGCUUUGGCUCUCCGUGUAACCUUUCUCUCUGCGGCUGUUUGGGGCGCUAUCAUGUUAAUGCUGCACUCACGGCUUCGCUUGCCCAGACUGGGAAGUAAGACUUCCCCAAAUUAGAGACGUAUAUAGACUGCAUUUUACUCUACCUAUCUAUAUAUUAGGCCCAGCCUGUUGUUCAACCCUUCUGCAUUCGGUCUGGAUAAAAGGGCACUGAAAAGUAUAUAGAGUUUGAAUUUCGUCAGAAAGAUUGUGAUUCGAAAAUGGGAAAUAGGCGACUUGUAUUCGAUCGAGACGAGCGUCUACGCGUAAACUCGAGAAUGCAC